Messenger RNA from Ornithodoros turicata, 2609 nucleotides. RefSeq lists its product as uncharacterized. The transcript has 2 exons. Lineage: Eukaryota; Metazoa; Arthropoda; Arachnida; Ixodida; Argasidae. The record is from RefSeq and is a predicted model, not a curated record. Gene Ontology annotation, biological process: protein processing. Gene Ontology annotation, cellular component: plasma membrane. Gene Ontology annotation, molecular function: metalloendopeptidase activity. Bases 156 to 2351 code for a protein of 731 amino acids.
UCAGAUCCGCGUUCAUAGCGCGUGCCUUCAGGAAAGCGUGCAAGGGCUUGCGAGACAACGCGCAAAGCUGUUCCUUGGAAGGGAAAAAACGAACCAUCCUGUCUGCUUAUCCAAGUGCACCAGAACAGCAACACCUCCUGGCUGAAAAAUUAUCCAUGGGGAAGCGGAAUAGAGACGUCCUCGUCUUCAAGAAGCGCUACUAUCCGAAGGCCCAAAAGAAGAGAAGGAUAAACCCAAAUACGGGAACGCCAUCGGAGAGCCAGUUACAACCUCAGAGGCAACCGGAGUCCAGAACUACCUCUCUAGAUUCCGAAGGCGCAGUCUCUCCUGCGGUCGUACCAUCUCAGCUAAUUACAACUGGUCCCUUUGAGCCUCGGUCUCACAAAUGGUUUCGCGCUACUUGGGAGAGAAGACGGAAUUUCUCGCCGUUCCAGAAAAGCAACAUUGUCUUGUUAGUCAUGGUGGCAGCCGGGUUGUUCCUGACUGGUGUCACCGCGUACUUUGUCGACACAAUACGGGGCAGGAUUCACCAGGCGUACGCGUGCCGUUCGCCCGUUUGCAGAGAGCUGGAAGAAAGAGCGCAGAUGUUCGCGGGUAAGACAGACCCAUGUGACGAUUUCUUCGCAUACGUCUGUCACAAGUGGAUUAAUGGCUCGAACGCUGCGGAAGGCUUCAUUGAGGAGCACAACGUUCGGGCAAAGGCAGAGCUGAAGCAACGCUUCUUCUCCCACAAGUUCUACGGGACGAGCGAAACCUUGCUGCAAGAAUCCAUGAUCAUGUUCUUCCAGAGCUGUUACACGUUCAGGUCCUCUACAAAUGUCGGAGACUCCAUGAGAAUAAUGAGCAGGAGGUUCUUCAGCUGGAUAUUUCACACCACGAAGCUGUGGCUUCACGGUGGGCUCUCGCUAGAAGAUCUGUAUCCCAAGAUGACUCUAUUUUCCUUAAGGAUGAAUUAUACUACCGUCCUCCGUGUCUCUCUCUCCGCGUCAACGUGUACGAUUGCACCAGGUAUGUCGUUUCGGUCCAAGACGUCUCUCAUGUCUGAAAAAGAACGAUACCUGCUGCUGGAAAAAUUGAUCUGGAGCGUGCAAAGGGAAAUUUCGACCCAGCCGUUUGUCGAGGCAGUACUACAGAUAGACUCCGCGAUCCAUAAGCUAGAAGCAGUUCAAAGCCAGACAGUCGAGAACUUCCCACGUGUACGAGAUCUAAACCUGUUGAACUACUCGGGAUGGGUUGAGGCUUUCACAGCCGACCUUCUGGAAGGCUAUGGUGGUGGAGGAACCCAGGUGGAUGUUGACAAGAUCGACGUCAGUGUCGUCAACAGAGGAACAAUCGAGUCAAUGAUGGCAGUCUUGGAAAGUGCUCCUGCAGUGAUCCGCACCCUUUAUGUCGCUGUUGUUGCCGUAUACCCUCACUUCGACAUGCUGUUCGGAAGCUCGCGUUUCAUGAGUCCCACAAUGUUCUGCACCAUGCUCACAUCACAGCUGUUCACCACGGCAUACAUCGACUUCGUCGUCAAGAACCAGGAACCAAAAGUGCGAGGUGACAUCAUCACGCUGUUCGAAGGUGCAAAGGCCGCUUUCUUGCGAUAUAUAAAAAAUAUUUCCGAAGAUGCCGUACCAUGCGCUCGCCGGUUUUCCCUACGGACGUUCACCAGGCGACUCAGGCCGCAGUCGUUCAGCAAGGGCCUUGUAUCUGAAGAUUUUCUAGCCAACGUGUUCAGGCUGCAUAUAUGGCAAGUGGCGCAGGAAGCCAACCUUAGCGCAAUUACCCGCUCGAAGAGCCGUGAACCGUUCUGGGCGCGUUUGGAGUGGGAAGGGCACUUGGGGUUCGUCCCUGCCAGCCACGCCUUUGUCAUUGCCACCCAGAACAUGAUUCCCGAGGUCUUCAUCGAAGAACGGCUAUACAUGAAUGUCGGGUUGAUGGGCGUAGCAAUGCAACAGGGCAUUCUGAGUGCCUGCUUUCCAUCGGUCAUGCUGGACAAUCCCAAGGGGAAGAUAAGGGACGAACUUUCUUGUUAUAGUUCGCAGCAUGGUACGUUGACGGCCAACGCCUCAGCUGGCGCGUCGCGGGACAUCUUCAAGAGGGUCACUGCGCUUCGUCUCGCGUACAACCAGAGCAGAGAUGCGCCGUUGGCGGAGGAUGAGCGGCUCGCUGCAGACCAGUUGUUCUUCCUGCGGUCCUGCUUGAUGCAUUGUCAUCGUGAUUGGGACCCCGACGGGGAGGAAGGUGUUCUGCCUCCACGAUUGAGGUGUCACAUUCCGCUUAUGAACACUCCGGAAUUCCACCAAGCCUACGGUUGCCGUGAAGGCUCUCCGAUGCGUGCCGUAAAGCCGUGCCCCAAAGCUUGACUGCGGUGGUGGUCUCUUAACGCUGGAUAAUAAUUGCGAGCUUAGCCAUGAAUAGGAGUGGGUAUGUUGAUACUACUGCCGUGGUCACACUACACAGUGACCCUCUGAGAACUGAUCAAUGUCCAUAAUGUCUGCAGAUUCACGUGAACGCUUAUGGUUUGUGUCGGUAAUGUGUCUGCUUUGUCGGUUAACUUCAAAUCUGAUAUUAUGGUAUAACAUUCGUAUAAAUAAAAUGUCGGUAACGCAGACCAAAGCUGA